AUGCACUAUAACACCGCGCAUGCGCGCGCCUGCGACGCGUCCGCGGCAAAGCUCAAUGCGACCGCCACCCACCUCUCGCCCCCUGACCCGUACAGCUCCACCGCCCUCCUCAGCGGCGUCGAGCGACGCGUCAGCCCCCACUACCCCCGUCCAUCACCGCGGGGGCGCCCCACCGCGCCAAUCAGCGAUGGAGUCGCCGGCCCCUCGCUCUCUAUGCUCGUCCGCGUCGUCGCUGCACAUAGCGACAUGGAAGCCUACGCCGUCCGCCCAUCUGCUCCUUCGCGACCGGAGACACCACGAGCCGUGCCUUUGUCCGCGGAAAGCGAGCCUAAGAGGAGUGCUAACCAAAGGCUGGCCGUGCGCUCCUAUGAGCGCCAGCCAUGCCGACGUCUGCCACCAGCCCUACUAAGGUCAACCAAGAAACCGCAUCACGAGGCACAAGCGCCCUCCGCGCUCGCCAGCGUUGAGCGCGAGGGCACGCACCCACACCAAGCUGCGCCCCAGCCACGUGGCUCAACAAUGCUGCCACCUACAACCGCUCGCCCCAUGACCCGUACCGCCCCGCAGCCCCUCCCGGCAGCGUCGAGCGACAUGUCGGCACCCAGCACCCCCGGCCGUUAUCGCGGGGCCGCCCCACCGCGACUAUCGGCGAUGGAAUCCCGCGAAUCCGCGUUCAUUAGUUCAUUCGUCCGAGGGGGAUAG
Arctia plantaginis is the source of this 702-nucleotide messenger RNA. Lineage: Eukaryota; Metazoa; Arthropoda; Insecta; Lepidoptera; Erebidae. The record is from the annotation of a GenBank genome assembly.